Molecule: messenger RNA, 1203 nt
Organism: Hyphopichia burtonii NRRL Y-1933
Lineage: Eukaryota; Fungi; Ascomycota; Pichiomycetes; Serinales; Debaryomycetaceae
Product: SDR family oxidoreductase
Exons: 1
Coding region: 265-1104 (279 amino acids)
Cellular component (GO): intracellular anatomical structure
Molecular function (GO): oxidoreductase activity, acting on NAD(P)H, oxygen as acceptor
Source: RefSeq, a predicted model, not a curated record
AUGUUGAGGAUCAACCCUAAAAGGAAUCCAAAGAUGUAAUUAUACCGGCUCUCGGAGUCCGAUUGAUAUAGCAAGGUUAAGUAGAUAUUUCAUGCGCACGGAACAAUUGUAAGACAUGCUUCCCUAAUCAGCCACUCACUAAUUUUACAACCUAAAAUACUAUAUAAAUUAAAGCAAUUCUUGGAAAUUUCAAUUCUUUUUAAAUAUUUGAAAGUAUUAUCUUUUAACCAUUCUAUCUUUUAUAACAUUUGCAUCUAAGGAAAUAUGCCAGAAGUACAAUCUAUAAUUAAUCCAAAAGUCGGUCCAUUACCAAGACCAACCCCACCUACCAAAACCAAUGUGAUGGACUUGUUUUCAUUAAGAGGUAAAGUUGCCUCAGUCACUGGGUCUUCCAGUGGGAUUGGUUUUGCAGUGGCUGAAGCCUAUGCCCAAUCUGGUGCAGACGUUGCCAUUUGGUACAAUUCCCAUCCAGCAGAGGAAAAAGCCGAGUACUUAUCCAAGGAGUAUAAUGUCAAGGCCAGAGCUUAUAAAUGUAACGUUUCUGAUCCAAAUGAUGUUGAGCGAGUCAUUUACCAAAUUGAAAAAGAUUUUGGUACCAUUGACAUUUUUGUUGCAAAUGCUGGUGUCCCUUGGACUGAAGGUGAAUGUAUUGAUGUUAAAGGUUGGGAUAGUUGGAAAAAAGUUAUUGAUUGUGAUUUAAACGGGGUUUACUAUUGUGCUAAACCAGUUGGUCAAAUCUUUAAGAGAAAGGGUAAAGGUUCUUUGAUUAUAACUGCCUCAAUGUCUGGUCAUAUAGUCAACGUUCCUCAAUUGCAAGCUCCUUAUAAUGCAGCCAAAGCCGCCUGUAUUCAUUUGGCCAAAUCCUUGGCUGUUGAAUGGGCUCCUUUUGCUAGAGUCAACACUGUCAGUCCUGGUUAUAUUGCAACUGAAUUAUCCGAUUUUGUUCCAGAAGAUCAAAAAAAUAAAUGGUACCAAUUAAUUCCUUUAGGUAGAGAAGGUGAAACUAAAGAAUUGGUUGGUGCUUACUUAUACUUUGCAUCAGAUGCAUCUUCUUACACUACCGGUACUGACCUUUUGGUUGAUGGUGGAUACUGUGCUCCAUAAUCAAAUCACUUUUUUUUUUAAAAAAAAAUUUUACAUUUUUAGUUCGUUCUUGUCUAUAUAUACUUCAUAUUUAGAUUUAUUUAGUUAAUGCAUCGGUUC